Molecule: messenger RNA, 839 nt
Organism: Lacerta agilis (Sand lizard)
Lineage: Eukaryota; Metazoa; Chordata; Lepidosauria; Squamata; Lacertidae
Gene: STARD6
Product: StAR related lipid transfer domain containing 6
Exons: 7
Coding region: 190-825 (211 amino acids)
Molecular function (GO): lipid binding
Source: RefSeq, a predicted model, not a curated record
CCGUGAGGCUGCCCGGCGUUCGGAGAGCAAGCGCUCCUGCGAACCACAACUCCCGGCACGCCCCGCGGGCGAACGCAUCACAAUGCUCCUGAGCCACACCGCCCCCCACCGAGGAGAAAUGCGAGUUGCAGCCGGGAAGGAGGAGACUGGAAGCGAAGCGAGCGACAAGACCCAGCAGCGUUCAGAUAGAUGGACUAUAAGAAACUUUCAGAGGGCCUCUCCAUAAAAAUUUUCUCGUACCUCCAUGAUCCAGCGGGAUGGAAAGUGGUGAAAUGUGCAAAACAAAUGUCAGUGUCAGCAAGACCUUCAACAGACUUCCCGGGAACUCUAUAUCGUGCUGAAGCUCUGGUGGAAGUACCGGCUCCUAAACUCUUCCCCUUCAUUUUCCGGGCUGAGUACCGCAGCAAAUGGGACAGAGCAGUACAGUCGUACAAACUUAUAGAUACAAUUGACCAGGACACUUUCGUUUACCAAAGUAUUACACACAGUUACGGCUUGGGACUGGUUACACCGAGGGAAUUUGUCUACUUGCUGCAUGUUAAGACAUAUGAUGGAGAUUUAUUGACAACAAACUCUGUAAGUGUGGACCACCCAGCCUUGCCUCCAACUCCAAAGUAUGUGCGUGGAACAAACUACCCUUCUGGCUAUGCGUGCUGUCCCAUACCAGGCAACCCAGAGCACUCCAAGUUUGUGGCGAUUGUCCAGGUGGACUUAGGAGGGAGGUUAAUGCCUUCCGUCAUAGAUUCGGUUAUGCCAAUGAGCAUCAUGAACAUGAUCAUGGAUUUCAAAGCUGGAAUUAAGUCACUGAAGGGAAGCACCCUAUAAAAGUCUACCAGAGA